AUGGGUUCUUCUCCAGAAUGUUGUUCGGCGGGUUCUAGUCCAGCUCAUCCUCUACCACUUUGUUUGGGUUCUUGUACUCCUCAUCAUCAAACAGUUGUGCAAGCUCAAAGAUCUCCACCCAGUCCUUUUCUACUUGGACACCUUCCCGUGAACAAAGGCAAAAUACUCGGUUUGUCCUGCGUCGUAUGCGGUGACACAAGUUCUGGAAAACACUAUGGAAUUCUUGCAUGUAACGGAUGCAGCGGUUUUUUCAAAAGAAGCGUCAGACGUAAAUUAAUUUACAGGUGUCAAGCAGGUACAGGUAGAUGCGUUGUAGACAAAGCACAUAGAAAUCAAUGUCAAGCAUGCAGAUUGAAAAAAUGUUUACAAAUGGGUAUGAAUAAAGAUGCUGUUCAGAACGAAAGACAACCAAGGAAUACUGCUACUAUAAGGCCGGAAGCUUUAGUUGAAAUGGACCAAGAAAGAGCUUUAAGGGAAGCUGCAGUAGCAGUUGGCGUAUUUGGUGUACAUAUUUUUUUAUUGAAAGGAAGUCAAAGCACCAAAGAUAAAUCCAUCAACCGUGAUAAAUCAAACCAUAUUUCCAUUAGUGGUCGAUCAGUACCUCCUGUCAGUUUGGCUGUCGGAUUUUCACCAGUUCGGUAUCCUCAGUCUUUAACUUCUCCUUCUGAAGUGAAUUCUUCCAAACAAGAAGCAGAUGAAGAAGACAGCAUUGAUGUGACAAAUGAAGAAAGUUUACCUCCUACUCCUACUUCUCGAACACUGCCCUGUACUAUAUCCACUCCUACAACACAUUUACCUCCUCCACCUUUAUACACAACAACGCAAGAAACAAUUUAUGAAACUUCUGCUAGAUUACUUUUUAUGGCAGUAAAAUGGGCAAAAAAUUUACCAUCUUUUGCAAGUUUACCCUUUCGUGAUCAGGUUAUUCUUCUUGAAGAAUGUUGGUCAGAAUUGUUUUUACUCAAUGCCAUACAAUGGUGUCUCCCGGUAGAAUCAAGCCCUUUGUUUUCAGUAAACGAACAUGCUGCAACUGUUCCAAAUGGAAAAUCUAGUCAAACGGCCGCAGAUAUAAGAGUUUUAAAUGAUAUGCUUUUGCGUUAUAAAGCAGUUGGGGUUGAUCCUGCAGAGUUUGCUUGUCUCAAAGCCAUUGUGCUUUUUAAAUCCGAAACUCGAGGUUUGAAAGAUCCACUUCAAGUGGAAAAUCUUCAAGAUCAAGCCCAAGUUAUGUUGGGUCAACAUGCAAGAGGUCAGCAUCCAACUCAACCUGCCAGAUUUGGGCGUCUGCUUUUAAUGAUUCCUCUUCUUAAACAUGUUCCUACUCAAAGGGUUGAACAUAUAUUUUUCCAAAGAACAAUAGGUAAUACACCAAUGGAAAAAGUUUUGUGUGACAUGUACAAAAACUGA
Messenger RNA from Pediculus humanus corporis (human body louse), 1404 nucleotides. RefSeq lists its product as uncharacterized. Gene Ontology annotation, molecular function: nuclear receptor activity; RNA polymerase II cis-regulatory region sequence-specific DNA binding; zinc ion binding. The transcript has 8 exons. The record is from RefSeq and is a predicted model, not a curated record. The coding region runs from base 1 to 1404 and encodes 467 amino acids. Gene Ontology annotation, biological process: anatomical structure development; positive regulation of transcription by RNA polymerase II; cell differentiation. Lineage: Eukaryota; Metazoa; Arthropoda; Insecta; Psocodea; Pediculidae.